AUGAAUUAAAGUUAAUAAGGGCAAGAAGUUUACAAAAUUAUAUUAGUUGGAGAUUAAGGAGUAGGAAAAUCUUCAAUAUUACUCAGAUACACAAAAGAUCUUUUUUAUAGAGAAUAUAAUGUUACAAUAGGACUUGAAUUUGCUAGCAAAAAAGUGACUAUCUAAGAUAAUUCAUUGACCCUUUAAAUUUGGGACACAGUAUAUAAUCUUAAUUAUUACAUAAAAGGCAGGUUAAGAAGCUUUUAGAAGUAUUGCUAGAUCUUUUUAUAGAAAUUCUGCUGCUAUCAUAAUCGUAUUUAAAUUGACAAGGUUCAUUUUCUAAAAUAUUAAAGUCAUGAUACUUUUUAAAGUAUAUCUGGAUGGGCAAAAGAUAUCCAUGAUAAUAGUGAUUAAGGCGUAGUAAUUUCUUUGGUAGGUAAUAUGUCAGAUUUGGAGUCAGAAAGAACUGUAUCAAAGGAAGAAGCUCAACAAAAGGCUUAGGAAUUAAAUGCUCUAUAUUUUGAAACCUCAGCUGCUACAGGUUCCAAUAUUGAUGAUGUAAGAUAUCAAUCUAAUAAGACAUCUAGAUUUUUAUCAACACCUUGGAGAAAGUAGCAAAACAACUUAAUCCAAUUAGAACAAAUUCAGAAUAAAAUGUUAGAGAUUCUAUUCAGUUAUCUUAAAAAUACUCAUCGUAAUCUUAGAUAAAUUAGGAAUUGGGAGGAAAAAAAGGAAAAUAAUAAGAUGAAUCUAAAAAAGGCUGCUGUUGAAUUAUUUAGAAUUAUAAAAUUUAUC
This is a messenger RNA of Paramecium sonneborni, 774 nucleotides long. The record is from the annotation of a GenBank genome assembly. Lineage: Eukaryota; Ciliophora; Oligohymenophorea; Peniculida; Parameciidae.